Messenger RNA from Juglans microcarpa x Juglans regia, 483 nucleotides. RefSeq lists its product as uncharacterized. The transcript has a single exon. Gene Ontology annotation, molecular function: nucleic acid binding; RNA-DNA hybrid ribonuclease activity. Bases 1 to 483 code for a protein of 160 amino acids. NCBI's taxonomy places the organism in Eukaryota, Viridiplantae, Streptophyta, Magnoliopsida, Fagales, Juglandaceae. The record is from RefSeq and is a predicted model, not a curated record.
AUGAAAGCUAAUUGGGAUGCAGCCUUGGAUCAAAAGGAAGGGAAGAUGGGGGUUGGAAUAGUUAUAAGGGAUGAGCAUGGAGAAGUUUUAGCAGCUAUGUGUGGUCAAAGGCACCAUGUACAUCAAGCGACAACAGCAGAGAUUCUAGCCCUUUGGAGAGCUAUGGAGAUCUGUAAUGAUCUUAAUUUACGCAGGGUAGUAUUUGAAGGGGAUGCUCAGGUGGUCAUCAAGGGUAUUAAUGAAGACAAUGAAGAUUUUCUAGACUAUGGGAUGGUGAUAGUAGAUGCAAAGAAGUUAAUCAAGCUAAUAAAAGACUGGAAAGUUCAGUAUACACAUAGAAGCACAAAUGAGGUAGCACACAUACUGGCAAAAAAUGCUUUAAAGUUAGAUAGUGAACAGAUAUGGAUAGAAGAAUUUCCUAAUUGUAUUGCUCAAGUCUUAGAAAGAUAUAGGAGAUGUAUUGACAACAACUUUCAUCAAUGA